UGGAGGCCUAAGGAGUAGGAGUGUAGAUGACUGCCAUGAUGCUGAGCCUGCUCUUUGGGACACUUUGCCUCCUGGGGGGCUCUUUUGCUAAGCCCCAAGCGCUGGCCAUCGAGAAAGAGUUGGUAGAUAUUGUUGGUGGACACAAUAUCCCCCUGGGGAAGUGGCCUUGGCAGGUCAGUCUGGAGGUGUACAGUUACCAAUCGGCUUCCUGGGAGCACAGAUGUGGUGGUUCCCUCAUUCACCCACAGUGGGUGCUGACUGCUGCCCACUGCAUUCACCCUAGAAAUGACGACCUGUCAACCUAUGGCAUCCUGACUGGGGACGAAUACCUCUAUGGAGACCAGAACCUUUUGAGUGUGAACCAGAUCAUUGUCCACCCAGACUUCAUUGGUGCUGAACUGGGUGCAGAUGUAGCACUGCUACAACUGGCAGAACCCAUGGACAGUUCUGCCAACAUGAAGCCUGUCAAGCUAAACUCCCUCAAUCAUGAGAUCACCCAGAAGGAUGAGUGCUGGGUGACAGGGUGGGGUGAUACAAGAUUUUAUGGAUGGCUGCCACCACCCUUCCGCCUGCAGCAGGUGAAUGUGCAGGUGGUUGAGAACUCUGUCUGUGAACAGCUGUACCAGAAUGCUACUAAGCACCACCACAAUGACAGGAAGAUCAUCCUAGAUGACAUGCUGUGUGCUGGCAGUAAGAGACAUGACUCCUGCCAGGGUGACUCCGGUGGCCCACUUGUCUGCAAUGACUCAGGUUCCUGGACCUUGGUGGGAGUGGUCAGCUGGGGUUACGGCUGUGGCUCGCAUGCGCUUCCUGCAGUUUAUGCUCGCGUUCAGUCCUAUGUGUCCUGGAUCAGGCAGCAUAUUCAGAGUUCCUCCUGAGCCCAGUCUACUGGCCUCCACUGGUCAGCCAAGGAGGAGCCUGCUGUCCUCCUACCAGUGCCUGGGCCUGCUGCUUCUGCCCCUGCCUGACCCAAGACUCCUCUUUUCCUGUGGCCUCCUCUGAGCACUUCCAUGAAAAUUUGCAGGAUGAAAGCCUGUGCCUGACUCUUGCUGUCUGUCCCUCAUGGGAGGGCACAAGGUGUGUGGGGCAGAGUCUUGAGCUCCACGGCACUGAUGCCCACAUUUGCUGAGCACCCAGCUGUCGGAGGACACCUGAGAUCUUUGUGCUUUCUGCCUAUCCUGAAUAAAGACGCUAUGAAAAAAUCCUGAUGUUUUGGGGUGAGCAGAAAUCACUCUUUCUCAUGUAGAAAAAUGCAGGAGUGCCACUUCAAUGUUUCUUUCCUAAUGAGGAACCAAGGUCUUAACUCUCCACGGGUGGGGCUCAUGUGAGCCCUAGGUCUGCAGAUGCCAAUCCUAUCUCUGUGUCCCGCAUCCUGUCCUCUAUCCUGGGACUCAGGAACUGUUAUCAGGUUUAGAUCAAGUCAUCCUGUUCCCUCAAUGAUGGAUAACCUACAUAUGUAUGGAACUCAGACUUCUCUAUGUGCCCAGGAAAGUAGGUAACCUGCGGUGAGGCCCCAACUUAUCUACCUGUCCAUACCCUGGAAGCCUGUUUACUAGCCCGGCCCACCAGAAGAGCAAUGCAUUAGCCCUUACUCCAGACUUUCUGGGCACCUCAGGGGAAGAACUGGGAAUUGAAAUGUGUAGUUUGUGCUUCCAACCUUUGAGGACAGGGAACAGGCAAAGAGGAAUGCAGAGAUGAGUCAAGUAAAACUUGGGACCCAGACACCUGGGAAGGUGAGGUAAAUGACUACGCACACCAGAGAUUCAUACACUCUAUCUCAACGAUCUGGAGGGUCACUGCUUACAAACACAGACCAUGAAUUCCAUGACAGUGGGGGGGGGGACUUACUACCAGCUCCUGUGACCCAAGACAGUUCCACAAAUUCAGCCUUUAAUGCUUGGCCCAGCCAGAAAGAGGACACCUCAUGCCCAUGCACUUUCAGCCCAGCUACCUGCUGCCCAUCAGGCUUACUAGCCUCCACUGCUGAUUGGCCAGCCUCCUGAGAUUGUCACAGUCCCUAUUAGCAGAGGCACCAAUGUCUUCUUGAGGUGUGGCUCACAAUGCUCCCCCCCCCACUUUGCCAUUGUACUAGGGUACUUAGUACUGUGGGUUGUGGAUCCAAGAUGUGACUGUUUCCCUGCGGGGCUGUCUCCUUCGCUCUUCCCCCAGUCCAGCCUUUGAGGGGAAUACUAGGGAAGAUGGUAUAGGUGGCAGUGCCCAUCAUCCUCUCUGGUUAGCUCUGUACUCGCAAAUAGUCCUGAGCUACCAUUAGUCUUUUUCUAUCAGGCUUCUGCAAUUAACCAUUUCCAAAAGGGGAAACCAAGGUGAGAUCUUGCUAUAUUUGGGCACUCGCGUGAACCCCAGGUCUGAACACACCAAGUCUGCCUCUGACUCCCUGCCCAAAUAUGACAGGACAGUUAUCAGGUUUAGAUCUGGUUACUCUGUUCCCUCAAGGGCAGAGCACUGUACAAGAGUCCCGGAGCCCGGACUCAAUUGUGCCACACAGGGGCAGAGUGGGAGUGAAAAGCCACAAAGCAGACCUGGCCUAAGAGACUUGAGGCAUGGAAGGGUGGCAAAAUGGUUUUUGUCAACUUGAGCACUUUAUAAGUUUAACUAAGUGAUUCAGUAAGGAGCCAGGGUCCUUACUUUGUAAACUUCAACAGCCUGUGCAAGAGGAGGGCAUAGAGGUGGUGUGUGAGUGCUUCAUCUGCCCUGAGUGGAGGCGGGGGAAUGUUAGCCUGCUUUCAGUAUAAGGGAGGAGAAGAGGACUGAGCUUUCCCUUUUUUUUCUUAUUUUGCUUUUGCUAUCUUCUGUGUCCUUAAAGUGUUGCCUCUGUGCUAUGACACUCUAUCUUGGAGCCAGCUGAUUACAUACUGAAACUUCCACAAACUAUGAGCUAAAUAAACUUUUCUUUUCUUAA
This is a messenger RNA of Cavia porcellus (domestic guinea pig), 2920 nucleotides long. Its product is annotated as serine protease 29-like. Gene Ontology annotation, molecular function: serine-type endopeptidase activity. Bases 27 to 878 code for a protein of 283 amino acids. The record is from RefSeq and is a predicted model, not a curated record. The transcript is spliced from 6 exons. Gene Ontology annotation, biological process: proteolysis. NCBI's taxonomy places the organism in Eukaryota, Metazoa, Chordata, Mammalia, Rodentia, Caviidae.